CUCAUAAAGUUCUUUUUCCUUAUGAAGAAAAGCCUUUAACUUGGGCAGAUGGUCAAAUUGCCAAAUUCUUUUGGCAAGUUUAUAAUAAUUUUCUCAAAAAUGCCAAAGAUGUCAGCGGUAAUCUUUUAUUUCAAAAAAAUGAGGUGGAUGCCUUGUCUAAAGAAUGGCAAAGUAUUAAUAGGAAAAUAUCAAAGGAAGUUGCAAAAACUUUUUUAGAGUUUAAUGCUAGAGCAAGAAAUUUAAAAUUUGAUGAGUUAAAAGCUAAAUUUUCAGAAUUUAAUGCUCAUCAAGUUAAUGAUACCAACAUUAUCACUUAUCAAGAAACAAUUGCCAUUAGAACUUUGAUUUACUUCUUAACUGAUUUAGAAAAGGAGGGCAAAUUAGAAACUCCCCUUAUGGCUACUGAAAAAGGAUAUCUCACUAAAUUAAAUAAUGCUCAGCAAACCAUUGGUCUUAGUCCAGAAGAAGAAACAGAAUUAUUAGCAAUUAACAAUUACUUAACUGAACCAGAAUUAAGAAAUGAAUUAGAACUAAAAAAAAUUGCUGAUAUUCUGCUCAAUUUAGAAGAUAUAACUACUUUUUUCAAUGAACUGAAAGAAUAUUUUAAAGAUAAGCAAGGAGUGCCAACUUUCCCUGUUGACACCACAGAUGAUUACCAAAAAACAGAUUAUUUCUUUACUUUAUCUCCCCACUAUGUAAUUGGAUUUUCAGCUACUUACCAAAUUAAGCAUGAUAACUUGACUAAAUAUGGGAAUGGAACUGAAUUCACUGAAGCUGGAAUUAUUAAAUAUUAUGCGGAAGAAUUAGGUGGAGUGAACCAUUGCUUUGCUCAACAAGGAAAAGAAACCAGUGUUCCUAAACCAGAUUUCUCAAGGAGAAAUAAUCCUUCUGCUUGA
Molecule: messenger RNA, 896 nt
Organism: Entrophospora candida
Lineage: Eukaryota; Fungi; Glomeromycota; Glomeromycetes; Entrophosporales; Entrophosporaceae
Source: the annotation of a GenBank genome assembly